Messenger RNA from Anastrepha obliqua, 5684 nucleotides. RefSeq lists its product as uncharacterized. The record is from RefSeq and is a predicted model, not a curated record. The transcript has 3 exons. Bases 621 to 1235 code for a protein of 204 amino acids. NCBI's taxonomy places the organism in Eukaryota, Metazoa, Arthropoda, Insecta, Diptera, Tephritidae.
GUCUCACGUCAUUCUUUCAUAUUUCUACGCCUGACAUACUUACAUAUACAUACAAGUAUGUAUGCACAUACAUAUGUAUGCGUAUAUUAAUGUGUACAAACAAACAAAUAAACAUACCAACGACCAAUAACGACAAACGACAACGACAGCAAAGCCAACAGCAACAGCAACGGCAACGGCAACGACAAAACGAUUCGCCUGAGUACAAAUAUUUCGAAUGUAGUGAUUCAGUUCGCUGUGGCUGUGCGAAAAAAACCAUCAAAACAUUCCGCCUUCGUUGGUGUGCAUUCAAACAAAAAACACGGUGUCCUCUUAACUGGAAAAAAUAUUUAUUAAAAUAAGAGUGGUGCUUAAAAAAAAUUAAAAAAAAAAUAAUCAAAAAAUAUUAAAAUAAAUUCAAGUGCAUUAAAAGUGGUUUUUGUGGCUGCUGUUCAAAGUAUCGUCGAGUGGCAGUGCAAACGCGUUAAUUUGAAUUUGUUCAUACGGCAGCUGCUUGUGAUUAUCUAUCUAUCUAUCUGCAUUCAUCAGCAGAUUCCUCAGAUUGUCAAUUGGUACAAAUUAUCGAAAUUUUCUCUUUCACUUCGGGGAAGUCAGCCAACUAGCCAGCCAGCCAGCCAGCCAUGACAUCAGUGCGCAACAAUGCAGUCUCCGCCGCUCUGCUGUUGGGAUGGGUUAUUUUUGGGUGCCUAAAUAGUUCUGUUCUAGCAGAUGUUGCCCAAAAGUCAGGUGAAAAAUCGCAAAACCAAGACAGCGUCGACGUAGACUACUACGAUGAAUCGAGCCCUGAGAACAUGAAGGCGCCAGUCAAACCCGCGCCCACACUAAUGCCAUAUUUUGAGGAGGAGAAGAAAACUGUGUACGCCAAAGAGGAUACCGAAGUGAUUUUGAAUUGCCCAGUUAAAAAUUAUAAUGAAUCGCAACAUAUGAUAAUGUGGUUUAAAAACAACAACACCAUCACCACUGGCAGAGAAAUACUCGUCGAUGCCGCUCUUGGCUAUCACCUGGACAAGGACAUGAAUUUGGUCAUUGAUAAAGUGUCCGAAAAGACCAAAGGCGAAUAUUAUUGCACCAUUAUGCCACAGAAUGUGCGUUUGAAUAUAGUUUUGGAAAUCGGUGAGCAACCCGCAGCGGACAAUAAGCAGGCGAUGGUGAGCGCAAGCGCUCUCAGCCUGGUAUUAGCGCUCUUGGCGCAUAAAUUGAGCUUCGGAAUUGUUAGCUUAGACAACAUUUUUUAGGCAUUCAAUGUAUUCAACUUAUUUACCUGAAUAUGUGUAAAGAAGUAAAAGAAAAAUAUUGUAAUUGUACUAUAGCUGAGGAUAAUUGUUUUUUUGUUUUUCGUUUUUUGAAUCCAGUACCUACGACUACUUGCAUACUUAAUAGAUGAAGACCAAAUACAAAAAUAAAACAGGCACAUACUCGUCUACAAAUAGACAGACAUACAUAUGUACGUAUGUAUGUUUAUACUUAGUAUUCAAGUACAUAUGAUAGUAUAAAUUCCAGCAUACGCAAAAACUAAUAAAUACAACAGUAAUUUUAAAAUUCGUGUAUGUAUGCAAUGUGUAUGUGAAGCAACUAGAAAAAAUGUCUUCAAACAAAAUAAAUACUAUUUUAGUGUAUACAGCCCUAGAGAGAUAUUUGUUUUGUCAUUAAGAUGGAUUUCGUCGAAUCGAUGAAUUCGUACGAAUAUCUCCAAUUAAGCAAAAAUUGUUUCGGUGAGCAAGAAAAUUUCAUAUUCGACAAGUCUCAAAGACGGUAUUCGUCGAAUCGAUGAAUUUUCACAAAUAACCUCAAAUAACAUAAAAUUAGUUUUGGUGAGCAAAAUUUUAUAUAUGAUAUGUCUUAAAGACGGUGUUCGUCGAAUCAAUGAAUUUGCGCAAAAUAACUUCAAAUAACAUAAAAUUCGUUUCAGUAAGCAAAAUUAUCGAAAAAUUUCAUAUUUCGCAUUUAUUAAAAACGGUGUUCGUCGAAUCGAUGAAUUUGCGUGGAAUAACUUAAAAUAACAUAAAAUUCAUUUUGGUGAGCAAAACUCUAGGAAAAUUUCAUAUUUGGCAUUUCUUAAAGAUGGUGUUCGUCGAAUCGAUAAAUUUGUGUAAAAAAACUUCAAAUAUCAUAAAUCUCAUUUCUGUGAGCAAAACUCUAAGAAAAUUUCAUAUUUGGAAUUUCUUAAAGACACUGUACGUAGAAUCGAUGAAUUUGCGUGAAAUAACUUAAAAUAACAUAAAAUUCGUUUCGGUGAGCAAAAUUCUAGAAAAAUUUCAUAUGUAGUAGGUCUUAAAGACGGUGUUCGUCGAAUCGAUGAAUAUGCGUGAAAUAACUUCAAAUAACAUAAACUUCAUUUCGGUGAGAAAAACUCCGGGAAAAUUUCAUAUUUGGUAUGUCUUAAAAACCAUGUUGGUCGAAUCUGUGAAUUUCCGUGAAAUAACUUCAAAUAACAUAAAAUUAGUUUCGGUGAGCGAAACUCCAGAAAAUUUCCCACUUGAUAUUUAUUAAAGACGGUGUUCGUCGAAUCGAUGAACUUUCGUGAAAAAUCUUCAAACAAAAUAAAAUUCGUACUGUGAGCAAAACUCUAGGACAAUUUCAUAUUUGGUAUGUCUUAAAGAUAGUGAUAGUCGAAUCGAUGAAUUUGCGUGAAAUAACUUCAAAUAAUAUAAAAUAUUUUUCGAUCAGAAAAGUACUUUAAAUAAGCACAAAUUACUUUAAAUAACAAUACCAAAUUUUCGCGUUGAAAAGCUUUUAAGGGGAUGUUCAUCGAGUAUAUGAAUUUGCAUCUGUUCACCUGUUUUUUUUUACUGAAAACUGUAAAGGCGUUCUCCAUGUUUUUGUAAACUUAACAAAAAAACACAAAUCUGGCUUAAGCAGAGUUUGCUUUGGAACGAAUAAAAUAUGAGCUUUUACGCAAUAAAUCAAAAACUCUACUUUCCUUAAUAUGGAUUCUAAAAUGACUAGUAGUUGAAAGAUUGCAUUGAAAUCCAGAUUGGAUCAAGAGCUUGAUAAACAGAAAGAGCUAAUUUGUUUUUUGUUACAUAUCUGCAGAGUUUUGUUUUAUAUUUUUCUGCACCAAACUGCAAAGUCGCAUUUACAUUUUUUUCUUUAAUUAUCGCCACACUUGUUUUCUUACAAAUAAAAGUUCCCUACCACAUUUAGAUUCUAGAAACAUUUUUUUUUUUAACAAAGCUUUAAUUAAAGCCACUAGCUUAAAAAAUGUUCGACAGAAAAUUUACUUUAUGGGCUUAUAUGCAUAGAUGUAAUUCCAAGGAGUAAUAGGUUACUUUCAGACUAAGCUUUAAGCAAUGGCAAAACCAGUAGCAAAGUAUUGCAGAUUUUGCAAUUCCUACAUCCUUAUUGGACUUUGGCCAAACAUUGGCCAUUUGUAGGAAAAUACAACAUUUUGAAUCCAUUUUUUUCUUUCAUAUUUACACCUUUCGGCCGUAGAAGUCACUAUUUAUUACUGGUAUAAUUUAUAUAAACUAACAGCUAACAAACAAUAAAAAAACACGUGUUCAUCGAAUCGAUGAAAAUAGUCUUUCUUGGGUUAAGUACAGAUUUUCACGAAUGUGGAGUAACUUGAGGCAAUUUGUGUGCCAAACAUCCCCAAUAACAGAAGCCUAGGCUAUGCAGGGUGUUUGAAUUUGUACAAAAGUUCGUUUAAUAAACGAAAAUUAUGUUAUGUCUAUACAGCAAUCGACGCAUAGUGAUUUUAAUGGGUACAUACACCCAAUUAUGCUGUUAAAUUCGAUUUAAAUGUUGAGUGCAUACUUUUCUUGGCCUCAGAGUAUUUUACAUAUUUACUAUACUUAAAUAUUCGUGUAAUGUAGAAAUAUUGUGGUUUUAUAAACAUAGAACUCCGUUAGAUAAUACAGAGUAUUGUGAGAUUUUUUAAAGAAAUUUCCGGUAAUGCGAACAUAAAGUAACAUAUUAGUAAAAAGCUGUUAAUGAGUAUUUUGAGGGGAGAACUGCAUUCAUUCAAUAGUUGAAAGGAUUAAAUUUGAGCAGAGUUACUUAAAGUUGGGCAAUUAAAGUGGGAAUUUUCCACAAAUGGAGAUUCUGUUCAGAAAAACUAUUGCAUCAGUUUGUCUAAUGGAUGAAUACUGAAAAUUUAGGAUUUUCAUAAUUCGAGGAUAUUUAAGUGCAUUCUCGUUGACAUGUUAAGGAUGCGAAAGGUAUUUCUAAAUAUUUGAACUCUCUGCUUUGACAAAAAAUCAUUUAAUAAAAUAUAAUUUUUUUUUAAUAUACCUGCAUCCUCUUUUAUGUAAGCAUACUCGAUUUGCUUCUCAAACUGCCUUUGGUUACUCUACGCAAUCACAUAUUUGCACACUCAAACAUAAAGUAUUUACGUACGCUAAAGAAGUGACAUUUUUAAAAAGAGUUAUAAAGAGUAUUCUAAAGCGAAAAAGGUGUGGAGAAACCAAAUACUCGAUUCAGUCAUAAGUAAAGUAGUUUUUACUCAAACCUUUAGCUGUUGAUUUAGUAUAUAAUUCCAUACAUAUAUGCGUAUAUACACCCGUAUUUAUUUACAAAUACAGAUACAUACUGUGUACUCGUUGUAAGGAUUUUGUAUUGUCGACGAAAUUUGGAACCUAAACAGCAGUUAUAAUAGAAAUGUCCCAAACGAAAUGCCAACCAAUCACCAAAAGCCACAUUCUAGCACUUGCUAGCAACCACAAAAUGCAGAUGUUCAAAGCAAGCGCUGAAAAUUUGCUGAAAGCGUAGGCUGCCGGUAUGCGUUGAGCGAUCAUCUACAAAUAAGUUAAAUAAUGACUAGACUAAUUAAGGGAGUCAAGGAAUUGAUGGCGUACUUGUCCAUAGAUAUGCAUGUACUCGUAUGUAGAAUGCAUGUGGAGGUAACAGAGAAAGCAGUGAAACCGAAAAGUGCCAUUAUUUUACAUAAAAAAGAUAGGAACGAAUCAAGUGUAGCAGAUUUUAUUAAAAAAAUGUUUUUUAGCAAAUGCUUUUAAAAACAAACUAAAAUAAUUUUACUGAAAUGAAAAACUUUUUUCUAUUGAAAUAUUAAAACUUUUUUUUUUAAAUUUCUGUUGACUAAAAAUCAGUAAAACAUGUGUGUGUAGCAAAUAGAAUAAUUUUUGAUGCCUCUUCUUAAAAUUAAAAAAAAAAAAAAUUAAAUUAAAAAAAUAUUCACGCAUAAAUAUAUAUUUAUAUGAAUACUAAAAAAUAUCCUUUAAAAUCUAUUAUAACUGCUUGUUUACGCUGUCAUGAGUACAAAUUUUUAUUUAGGAUAUUGAAAGUUGUGUAUGUAGAUGGACUGUAUUGAAAAUUGUAUGUAUUGUAGUUAUAGCUAUGCUUGUUAAUAGCUGAAAGAAUUUAUUAAAACUUAUAUAAAGAAAAUAGCAACAAAAAUGAAAAAGAAAAAAAUAAAUGUAAUGGAAAUUGUAGCAGCUUCUUUAGCAGCAGCAGCCAGCAAAUGCAGCAGCAGCACUAAAACAAAAUGCCUUGAAAAAUUUGAUUAUCUUUACUUGUAAUGAAGCUGAGAAAAAAGUCGAAAAUCGUAAAUUUGUGUGUACUUAAAUGAUAAUGCAAACCAAAAAAUAGUCACAUACAUAUGCAUGUAUGUAUGUGCACAAACUGGCAUACAGUUAUACUUAUUCACGCACUACAAUUUUGAAGUGUAUGGCAUGUUUUCGAAAAUGGGAAAUAAAAAGUAUGUACUUAUUUUUCGAAGUGGCAAA